ACAAUAUCCGUAAGAGUUCCAGGACAACUGAAAAGAGUAAUCGAAGAAAGAAAGAGAACUUAUUACCAAAAAAAAAAAAAAAAAGAAAGCAAGAGAACUAGUGGGUGUUUGUUUUGUGGGAAUUGGAGAAGAUGAAAGAAGAUUACGAGACUGAAGAGAGGAAACAAGCUGCUGCAGAUGUUUUGUUCAAUUACUCCAAGUUUGUGGCGGCCUGUAUUGGAAAUCGUGUUCGUCCUUGUGAUUUGAGAAUGCAUCUUAUGAAGGAGAUAUCUGGAAUUCCUACGUCCCUGAAGCAGGAGUCAUUUCCAGUUGCAGCUUCUCCAGCUGCUAUGGGCGACUCAUCAAGUUCUGGUACUAGUAGCGGAUCCAAGAUUGUAUACUCCAUAUAGAACCUUAUUAUAGUUGUGUUCUAUCAUCACUCUCAACAUUUCAUCUUUCUUGUACAUGUCUGCCAUGACUGUUGUGACCUAUUCUGGUUAUACUACCAAAACCAAAGUAAUUCAAACUACUUUUUGCUGAUUAAA
This is a messenger RNA of Spinacia oleracea (spinach), 524 nucleotides long. RefSeq lists its product as uncharacterized. NCBI's taxonomy places the organism in Eukaryota, Viridiplantae, Streptophyta, Magnoliopsida, Caryophyllales, Amaranthaceae. The record is from RefSeq and is a predicted model, not a curated record. Bases 132 to 389 code for a protein of 85 amino acids. The transcript has 3 exons.